This is a messenger RNA of Amphimedon queenslandica, 2226 nucleotides long. RefSeq names its product pollen-specific leucine-rich repeat extensin-like protein 1. Lineage: Eukaryota; Metazoa; Porifera; Demospongiae; Haplosclerida; Niphatidae. Gene Ontology annotation, biological process: signal transduction; regulation of GTPase activity. The transcript is spliced from 8 exons. The coding region runs from base 104 to 2089 and encodes 661 amino acids. The record is from RefSeq and is a predicted model, not a curated record. Gene Ontology annotation, cellular component: cytoplasm.
UUUUUUCUCUUCUUUUCGUAUCUUGUGCUGCAACCUUUGCUUUGACAGUAGCAUGUUAUUCUAUACAGAGUAGGACUACCUUUGCAGAGCCAAGUAAGCAGAGAUGGAUAAAACAGACAGACCACCACAAGUAGCAACAAGAGGAGGACAAAGACUGCCUGAUCAUAAAGGAGGUCCCUCAAGCAGUAAACCUAUUCCCUCUAAGCCUGCAAGGCCACCAAAGCCAAGAUCUGUGAGCCUCUCCUCAGAAAUAGAUAUAGGACAGUACACCUCAUCUAUCGAGAGUCCAGCAGCAAAAGACACCAAUAUUCCCUCCAGACCUCCAAAGCCUCCUAAACCAGUUAGAUCCAUGAGCUUUAGUGCUGGAGUAGGUGAUACAAUGGGCUAUGGCAGCUCAUCCGUCAUUGGCAGUAAAAGCAGGUCAGCUAGUGACUCCACUGAUCCUUUAUCUGGACAAAGAAGAUACUCUGGUGCUUAUAUUGCCAAGAAGAUGCGACGCAGUAAUUCUGUAAAGGAGACAGUACUUCAGUACGAAUCAAAAAGACUAUCUACUAGUACCGGACAGCUUACUAGAAGUAGCUCAAUGGGAGAGAGAAUGUUUGUUGAUAUUGAAACAAUUAAUAAGAUAUCACCACAGUCUCCUUUGAAUUCACCUACCACAGAUAUUCCAGUCUUUGAUGCGUUCUCUCCAACUACUGAUGAAGAUGAAGCCAUGUCUAUCACUCCACCGAGUAAUACUAAUAUACCAGUCAUUACUGAUCCGUUGUAUUCAAUUUCUGAGAAAACUUCAUCAAGUCCAGCUAAUUCUCCUAGCAUUCCUCAAAAGGACAUUCAUGUGGCUACUCAAAAGUCACGGGCUCCUCCUCCUCCUCCUACUGAUCAAGUUUUGUCUUCUCCAUCUCCUCCCCUCGUCAAGGACAGGCCUGCCCCUCCCAAGAGGCCGCCUCCGCCUUUGUCACGCCCUCCACGUCCCUUCCCUCCUCCUCCUUCCUCCUCUCCCCCUAGAAUAAGUGAGGCUAAACUAGCUAGAAAGAGACCACCUCCGACUCCUCCUCUUAUCAUUGACUCAAGGCACAGCCCCCAGCAUACUCCUCACUCUAUGAGGUCUUUAAAAACAAACGAGGGUACGCCUCCAGAAUCCUCUAAAGCACCUCCUAAAAGGCCCCCACGACCUUCCGUCUCACCAGUCCAGAGUAAGGUAUCUUCAGAGAAUAGUCCAGUAACAUCGCCAGAGCCUGUUCAACCGGAUAAUACUGAGAAGACGAGUCAAGUAUCAGCAGAUGAAACUAAUUCGAAAUCUGAGAGUCUUGGGACUUUACCUGAAGAUGAAUCGAUCGGAGACACUUCAGUGGCUUCUCCUUCCUCCUCUCCGUGUCCGUCUCCAGGACAAGGACGCAAGAUGCUUGGGAAGGUCAAGGAAAGUUUCAGGAACCUGCGAAGAAACAGGACAGUCCAUCACAGUUCAAGAGGUGAUGCUAGUCGCUCUCCUUCAAACUGGCGUAGGGCCAUUACUGUGAGAGGCCAUAGACCUAAUCCCACCACAUACAAUAGUGAGAGAUAUCCAGAGACCUUGUCGACUGGUAUAGUGGAUCCGCUGUUGGUCCAGUGUAUCUCAUAUCUAAAUAAAGAGGACAUUCUCAAGGAGCCGGGACUGUUUCGUAUACCAGGAGACCUGAGUAUCAUCAAACAAUUGAGGAGACAGUUUGUAGCAGGUGAAUUUGUGGAUUUGUCUGAAAUACAUGAUCCUAACGUAAUUACUGGACUACUCAAGAUCUACUACCGGGAGAAACCUUAUCCGCUAAUAUCCAAUAGAGACCAUUUGGCAAGAGUUGUACAAUCGUCAAGAAAUCACGAUGUGCAGUCUUUUAAAGAAGCUGUUGACGAUUUUGAUGACAUAACUCUGGCAUCUCUGAGAAUGUUAGCAGAGCUUUUCAAAAAGAUUGCUGAGAAUUCCGAAGACAAUCACAUGACCAGUGGUAUCUUAGCAACCUCUUGUGGCCCCUCCUUCUUCCCCAACACGACUCCCAGUAACGCUAAUGGACUCAUCAAGUUUGUCACUGAUCACUGUGACCAGAUAUUCUCUGUUUAAAUGUUGCUCAGAUGCAUGUAUGGUUUUUAAGACAUUAUUAUUUUUAGAUCUUAUAAAUAUUUUCGUUGUUUUUCUGUGUUAUAAUUGUGCCAAAUUGGUUUUUAAUGAAUUUUUUAGUGCUACAAUGAUUUAAAUAA